Colletotrichum fioriniae is the source of this 936-nucleotide messenger RNA. NCBI's taxonomy places the organism in Eukaryota, Fungi, Ascomycota, Sordariomycetes, Glomerellales, Glomerellaceae. The record is from RefSeq and is a predicted model, not a curated record.
AUGGCACAAUCCAACUCCCUGUUGGACACGCUGAGGUCCGAGAGCCAAGUCGACUUUGCCAAAGAGCUGGGUCCCUUUGUCGAUCACACCUCUAACCAGGCAAUCGCCUAUGGCGAGCUCACCAAGACCACCGCAGAUGGCAAGCUGUACCACGACCAACUCAUACGGGACUCCGUAAAGGAUGCUCAGGGCUGGGCCCAUGCGGCCUGGCCAGAUAUUGACCCGAUUCUUCUCGCAGUCGAGAUUAUGACCAACACGGACUGGUCCUAUUCGGUCGAGAAAACUGUCAAGAAUGCUGAGAGAAUCGUUGAGACCUUCAAGAAGGUGGAGCCCACUUUCGACGUGAAGCGUGUCUGCAUCAAGAUUCCGUCCACCUACGAAGGCAUUGCUGCUUGCAGAAUCCUUGAGAACAAGGGAAUUGCAACACUGGCGACGACAAUGUUUUGCAUGGAGCAAGCGGCCCUGGCUGCCGAUGCCGGCUGCACGUACAUUGCGCCGUAUGUGAACGAACUGAAGGUCCACUUCGUCCCUGGUUACGUGGACGAGAACAAGGCUUUCAACUUCUGCAGACAGGCGCAGACUUACUAUGUCGAGACAAAGGCCAAGACCCAGGUCCUGGCAGCUAGUCUGACCACAGUUCCCGAGGUGAUGCAGUUGGCCGGCAUCCAGCACGUCACCGUCUCGCCGCCGCUGCUCCGGGCUCUUGCGGCAGCGCCGUCCUCAACAUGGACGGAGAAGGUCGGUGGCUAUUUCGCAGACGGGCCAGACGAGCGCUGGAUCAAGGACUUCCAGGCUGCCUUGAAGGACGAGAGCGAGUGGCGGUUUGCUUUCACUCGUAGCGGCAACGGCAGGUAUGAGGAGAAGCUUAUUCAGGCUAUUAAUAUCUUCUCUGAGAAGCAGCAGAGCCUGGAGGAGCUGGCGCGAAGCUAUCUGUAG